This is a messenger RNA of Scutellospora calospora, 1023 nucleotides long. The record is from the annotation of a GenBank genome assembly. Lineage: Eukaryota; Fungi; Glomeromycota; Glomeromycetes; Diversisporales; Gigasporaceae.
GGUCCUAUUUUUUAUACCCCUUGUGAGGUAAAUGACCUUUCAGAUAUAGCUUUUCAAGCAAUAGAUGAGGUUUCCGAAGAGCUUAGAGAAAUUAGCUUGAAGAUUCACGAUCAUCCAGAAUUGGGAAAUGAAGAAAGAUUUGCUCAUAAAUUAUUAGUCAAUUAUCUUAAAAAAAAGGGAUUCAAAGUAACUCCAAAUGCUUAUGGCCUUGAAACUGCUUUUGUAGCAGAAUUUCAUUCUAAAACUGGAGAAGGACGUGUUGUUUCUUUUAAUUCCGAAUAUGAUGCGUUACCGAAUAUAGGACACGCGUGUGGACAUAAUCUUAUUGCUAUUAGUGGUGUUGCUGCUGCUAUUGGUAUUAAAGCUGUACUUGAAAAACUCGAAAUUAAGGGAGCGGUAAAAUUGUUUGGUACACCGGCAGAAGAGUCUACAUUUGGUAAAACUGAUUUAAUUGAAGCUGGUGCUUAUAAAGAUGUCGAUGUUUCCUUAAUGAUUCAUCCACAGCAAUCUGUUGAUGUUGAAUAUUUCGGAAAAUCUGCACAUGCAUCAGGUGCUCCGUGGGAAGGAAUUAAUGCUCUAGAUGCUAUAGUAUUGGCUUAUAAUAAUAUUGCAGUGUUGAGACAGCAAAGUCUACCUACAAACAGGAUUCAUGGUAUAAUUACUAGUGGAGGAAAUGCGCCCAAUGUUAUACCGGAUUACACUUCUGGUAAAUUUAAUGUUCGAGGAAGAACCAUUGAAGAUUUAAAAGCCCUUUAUCCACGUGUACAAAGAUGUUUUGAGGCAGCAGCUGAAGCUACUGACGCAAAACUUAAGAUUACAUGGCAUAGUGAAGCUUAUGAGUUAAAAAUAAAUUCACCAAUGGCAACGCGCUAUGAGACUUAUCUUUCACAAAAAUUUGGAAUUAAAGUCCCUUCAAAAGAACAACAAUCUUCAAUUUCAUUCGGCUCUACUGAUCAAGGAAAUGUAUCGCAUGUAGUACCAGGAAUUCAUCCGACUUUUAACAUUUUUGAAUCGCCUAGCAAU